AUGGUCAUGAUUGAGAUAUAUGUCACAUAUCUCAUCAUUGCCACUAUUGGGAUCUGCCUGGUGAACUACUGGUACGGUAUCCACGCACUACAUGAGAAACCUCGAGUCAAACGAGGAAUGAAGAUUCCCCCAUUGGUGCCGUCCUUAAUACCACCACUGGGAACACUUCCGUUAAAGAUGCUGUGGAACCCUCGAGGCUUUGUUCUCUCGGCAAAGCACCUACUGUGGAACUCUCGACCAGUCCGUGCACGGAUACUGACGCAAACCCUCUACAUCUUCCAAGGCACGGAAACCAUUGGUUCCAUCCUUAAAGAACGCAGCCUCUCUCUAUUUGCCGUACAUGCGAUCCUUCUGCGGCGCGUCUUCGGCCUUCCGCCGAGCGCGUUACGGAUCUACGCCCAUGACAACUCCGGGGGUUUUCCCAGACCUUAUCCCGAAAGCAAUGUUGAGCCACAGAAUCGGAUUGAAUAUCUGAUCCGGCGUACUAACCAACGUCUACUCCUUGGGGCAGGCUUCGCUCCUUUUGUAAAGAGAUUUCAAUCCACCCUCACAGAGCGCCUGCAGGCACUCUCCAUCCGUAGCCACUGGGUCAAGUUAGACGAUUUUGUCCAGCUUUUUAAUAACGACUUUACUGCCUCAAUGAUGGAUGCACUGUGUGGGAAAUACUUAAUACGACAGCACCCGAAUUUUGCGAUCAACCUGUUUACCCUUGACGACAACGUCUGGAAGAUGCUUGUUGGGGUUCCGCGGUUCCUGGCGCCGCGGGCAUAUGCCGCACGAGACGCAGCGCUUGGUGCCUUGAAGGACUGGAACACGUGGGCACGAGAGCACUUCGACCCCGCCGCAGUCAAUUCAGAUGGCGAUGACCCGGUCUGGGGUUCCAAGUACUGGCGCGAUCGGGUAGAUGCCUUUCAACAGAUUGAAGGGUUUGAUGCUGAUGUUAUUGCCAUGCAUGAUUUGGCGGUUAUCUGGGGGAUGACCACAAACGGUAUAAAUACCUCCUUCUGGACCUGUCUGGAAGCCUUCAAAGACCAAGAACUACUUAAACUCGUUCGGGCUGAGGCUCGCGCCUGUUUGAUCUCGGAGUCAGAUGUGAAAUUUGAUAUUGAUCGCCUCUUACACCAACCAGUCCUGCAAGCCAUUUAUGCCGAAACUCUUCGCCUCCGAAUCAAUGGUUUUUUCGUCUGGUAUCAGUCCCGUGGCGACCUGAAUGUAGAUGGAUGGCACAUUCCUAACAAGAACUGGAUUCUCACUACUCCUAUGUCGGGUCAUAUGGAUCCAGAGAUCUGGUGCAGGGGGGCAGGUGUGGAUCAUCCGGUAGAGGAGUUCUGGGUGGGUAGGUGGUUGAAGUAUGCGGAUGAUGGCCAGACACUAAUAUUCACGACCGAGAUGGCCAAAGGUGCUUGGAUGCCCUACGGGGGUGCUCUUCACAUCUGUCCUGGGAGGUACUUUGCCAAAACAAUGAUCAUUCUUGGGAUGGCUUUGAUGACAACGCUGUAUGACUGUGAGGUGUUGGCUGACGAGAAGAAUCUGCGGAUGAGCAUGCGCACCUUUGGGUUUGGAACCGUUGGACCGGUUGGAAAGGUGUCAGUACGCAUUCGAAGGAGGGUAUUGUGA
Molecule: messenger RNA, 1617 nt
Organism: Aspergillus eucalypticola CBS 122712
Lineage: Eukaryota; Fungi; Ascomycota; Eurotiomycetes; Eurotiales; Aspergillaceae
Product: cytochrome P450
Exons: 4
Coding region: 1-1617 (538 amino acids)
Molecular function (GO): oxidoreductase activity, acting on paired donors, with incorporation or reduction of molecular oxygen; iron ion binding; heme binding
Source: RefSeq, a predicted model, not a curated record